AGGGUCGGUUGAAGAGCAUUUUCGCAGUAGGAUGGGGUCACCAGCGGGCAGCACGGUGACAGCUGGAGCCUGAGAAAACAAGCGGACGGACGCUGUUGUGGAGCCACAGCGAGUCAUGUUCGCCAAAGGGAAGGGCACCGUGGUGCCAUCGGACGGACAAGCCAGGGAGAAGCUAGCCUUGUACGUCUACGAGUACUUGCUGCAUGUCGGGGCCCAGAAGUCGGCACAGACCUUUUUGUCAGAGAUAAGAUGGGAGAAGAACAUAACGCUGGGUGAACCACCAGGCUUUCUGCACUCAUGGUGGUGUGUAUUCUGGGACCUGUACUGCGCUGCACCUGAAAGAAGGGACACUUGCGAACACUCGAGUGAGGCCAAAGCUUUCCAUGACUAUAGUGCAGCAGCAGCUCCGAGCCCAGUGCUGGGGAACAUGCCCCCCGGAGAUGGGAUGCCAGGGGGCCCCAUGCCUCCAGGUUUCUUCCAGGGUCCCGCUGGCUCCCAGCCGUCCCCUCAGCCUCCACCUAACGCUAACAUGAUGGGAGCGCACGGACAGCCCUUCAUGUCUCCACGUUACGCAGGAGGACCUCGGCCUCCCAUCAGGAUGGGGAACCAGCCUCCCGGAGGGCAGCCUUUACCGCCGAAUGUAAUGGACCCAACUCGGCCUCCAGGCCACCCAAACCUGGGACAAAUGCAGAGAAUGAACGUGCCUCGAGGGAUGGGUCCAAUGGGGCCUGGACCACAGUCUGAUCCUUGGUUAUCGUUGCAGAACUACGGUGGUGGGAUGAGGCCUCCGAACUCUAUGGGCCCAAACAUCCCAAACCUGGGACCAGGGACCGGCAGGCCGUGGCCUAAUCCCAAUAAUGCUAACACGAUCCCUUAUUCUUCAUCAUCUCCUGGCACAUAUGUGGGUCCUCAAGGAGGAGCUGGGGGAGGCUGUCCACCAGGAACCCCCAUCAUGCCCAGUCCAGCAGAUUCCACCAACUCGGGUGAAAACCUGUACACGAUCAUAAGCUCAGUGCCGCAGGCAGGGAACAGAUCCAGCUUCCCAAUGGGCCCAGAUGGCCCCCUGGGAGGGAUGGAGCCUCACCACAUGAACGGCUCAUUAGGCUCAGGUGACAUGGAUGGAAUUCCCAAGAAUUCUCCAAAUAACCUGAGCAGUCUGAGUAACCCGCCCGGUACUCCGAGGGACGACAGCGAUUUAGGAGGGAACUUCCUGCACUCUUUCCAAAACGAGAAUUAUUCCCCAACGAUGACCAUGAGCGUGUGAUCAGCGCUCCGUAGUGGCCCAGAACCACAGAGAGAGCCGAGAACAUCAGAGAACCAGAGACGAUUCCGACAACAGGCUGACAUACCAGUGAGAACAACGUAUAAAAACUCCCGGAUCUCCACGUGGCGAACUUGUCGUCUUCAGGACGCGGUGGACUGGUCGAUCUUUUGUACAGCAAUUUUUCUUUGUUUCUUUUUUUUUUUAAUACGUUAUUUGAAAGUCAGAUACGGUCACUAUGGUGCUGAACCUCUUCGAAAGCCAUCAUAGGACCAGCACAGCGGACGAGACCAAAAACAAAGAAAUAAAAGGAAAACAAAAUAAAAGAACUUUAUAAUUUAUCCACAACAUUCCAGUAGACUACCUGAGGAUGCCUUCGUCUCUGUCCAGACCCUCUUGGAAUUUUUUCCGCCUGCAUCACUCUUACAGCUGCCUUCAGUCUGUGUCCUUUUUGGGCUCCUUUUACUCUCAGCACUCCUGAAAUCUUAAGCCUGAUUCGGCAAAGGAGCACCAGAGACUGUCUGAGAGACGGAUGGACCACCGGGAAAGAUGACCUCGCCCAUUAUGUGUGUUGUUAGUUUAUCACUUCCAUUUAAAUGUAAAAGACUACGAGCUACUUUCUGUUGGUUUUUUGCAGUUAAUGUGAACUGUUUUUAGAUUUGUUCAUGAAUUUUAUAGUCCUUUCUUAUAUUAUGUGUGCGAUUGACCUGAAUACAUAUUUGGACACAAGGUGUAAAAAAAAAAAAAAAAAAAAAAAAGCUGGGAAGA
Pygocentrus nattereri (red-bellied piranha) is the source of this 2029-nucleotide messenger RNA. It is a transcript of the gene ssbp3a, whose product is annotated as single stranded DNA binding protein 3a. The transcript is spliced from 18 exons. Bases 116 to 1264 code for a protein of 382 amino acids. The record is from RefSeq and is a predicted model, not a curated record. Gene Ontology annotation, cellular component: nucleus. NCBI's taxonomy places the organism in Eukaryota, Metazoa, Chordata, Actinopteri, Characiformes, Serrasalmidae. Gene Ontology annotation, biological process: positive regulation of transcription by RNA polymerase II. Gene Ontology annotation, molecular function: protein binding; single-stranded DNA binding.